CGUUCUGUGCAGCAGCUCUAUGGACCUAACAAUAGACUGGGAUAGGCAAGUUUGCCAUAAAGAAAAAAACGGUGGGGUGUAGACCACAGUAGAGUUGCCUGAAUGAGUGCGGUCGUGCGUGGCUGUGAGUCUGGAAUAAUUGUCCAGGGUGGAAUUUCCUGAUCGAAAUAGACAACUGCCUGAGUUGGUUCCAUCUCAUCUUCCCCUGAGGAGAGCCAGUCCAACGGCACAUCUCAAGAAGCAGCCGUCUGCAGCCUAGCUGAAGAUGUCUGAUAAUGGGGAGGUCGAAGACAAGCCCCCAGCCCCGCCCAUGAGGAACACCAGCACCAUGAUUGGCUCCAGCAGCAAGGACCCCGCCCCCUUGAACCAUGGGUCUAAGCCCCUCCCCCCCAACCCAGAGGACAAGAAGAAGAAGGAUCGAUCCAUCAGGUCAAUACUCACGGGGGGAGGAGACAAGACUAACAAGAAGAAGGAGCGCCCAGAGAUCUCUCUCCCGUCUGAUUUUGAACACACCAUCCACGUUGGCUUUGAUGCCGUCACUGGAGAAUUCACCGGCAUGCCAGAGCAGUGGGCGCGGCUCCUCCAGACCUCCAACAUCACCAAGCUGGAGCAGAAGAAGAACCCGCAGGCCGUUCUGGACGUGCUCAAGUUCUACGACUCCAAGGAGACUUCCAACAGCCAGAAAUACAUGAGCUUCACCGACAAAAGUGCAGACAACUACAGCUCCUCAGUCACAACGGUGAGAAUUUGUCUCUUGAAUUUAUUUUUUUUAUCCAAUUUUGGCUGUUAGGGUGUUGUUGUUUGCUUACGAAACCGCCACGUGGGAAAUCAUGUGAGCUACGCCUCUUUGAUGCUGCAUCAGAGAAACAAAUCAAGCAGAGA
Messenger RNA from Gadus macrocephalus (Pacific cod), 882 nucleotides. Its product is annotated as serine/threonine-protein kinase PAK 1-like. The record is from RefSeq and is a predicted model, not a curated record. Bases 266 to 790 code for a protein of 174 amino acids. Gene Ontology annotation, molecular function: protein serine/threonine kinase activity. The transcript is spliced from 6 exons. NCBI's taxonomy places the organism in Eukaryota, Metazoa, Chordata, Actinopteri, Gadiformes, Gadidae.